CAUGGCCGCCGCCAGCCCCGGGCCUGAGUGCGGGCGGGCGCCCCUGGGCUCUGAUCCCCUCGGCUGCGGGCGCGGCGCAUGGGCUUUCUGCGGGGCGCGCCCCCGUGCGCCCGGGCCAUGGCACGCCUGGGCGCCGUGCGCUCCCACCACUGCGCGCUGCUGCUCGCCGCGGCGCUCGCGGUCUGUGCCUUCUACUACCUGGGCUCGGGCCGCGAGACCUUCUCCAGCGCCACCAAGAGGCUGAAGGAGGCCCGCGCCGGGGUCCCCGCCGCGCCCUCGCCUCCCGCUCUGGAGCUGGCGCGGGGGUCCGUAGCCCCGGCCCCGGGAGCCAAGGCCAAGAGCCUGGAGGGCGGCGUGCCCGGGCCGGUGGACUAUCACCUGCUGAUGAUGUUCACCAAGGCAGAGCACAACGCCGCGCUGCAGGCCAAGGCCCGCGUCGCGCUGCGCUCGCUGCUGCGCCUCGCCAAGUUCGAGGCGCACGAGGUGCUAAACCUGCACUUCGUGAGCGAAGAGGCCAGCCGCGAGGUGGCCAAGGCACUGCUGCGGGAGCUCCUGCCGCCUGCCGCGGGCUUCAAGUGCAAGGUCAUCUUCCACGAUGUGGCUGUGCUGACGGACAAGCUCUUUCCUGUCGUGAAGGCUAUGCAGAAGCACUUCAGUGCUGGCUCGGGGACCUACUACAGCGACUCCAUCUUCUUCCUCUCUGUGGCCAUGCAUCAGAUCAUGCCCAAAGAGAUCCUGCGGAUCAUUCAGCUGGACCUCGACCUAAAGUAUAAGACCAACAUCCGGGAGUUGUUUGAGGAGUUUGACAAUUUCCUGCCAGAUGCUAUCAUUGGCAUAGCCAGGGAGAUGCAGCCCGUGUACAGGCACACAUUCUGGCAAUUCCGCCAAGAGAACCCUAACACCAGGGUUGGGGGGCCUCCCCCUGAAGGGCUCCCAGGCUUCAACAGUGGGGUGAUGCUGCUGAGCCUGGAGGCCAUGCGCCAGUCCCCACUCUACAGUCGCCUGCUGGAGCCCGAGCAGGUGCAGCAGCUGGCCAGUAAGUACCACUUCCGAGGCCACCUCGGGGACCAGGACUUCUUCACCAUGAUCGGCAUGGAGCACCCCGAGCUCUUCCAUGUGCUGGACUGCACCUGGAACCGGCAGCUGUGCACCUGGUGGCGGGACCAUGGCUACAGUGACGUCUUUGAGGCCUAUUUCCGCUGUGAGGGCCACAUCAAGAUCUACCACGGGAACUGCAACACCCCAAUCCCAGAUGACUAGGGGCCUCUGGGACAGGCCCAGGGCCACACCAGCUCCUCCAGGGACUUUGCAGGGGCAUCCUUGGGAAUCUGGGUGCUGCCGACCUCUCAGCCAGCCACCCAGGACACCCAGGAAGUCUGGCCUUUGAGUUGCUGGUGUUCAGGAGCUCAACACGGGGCCAGCAUCCUAAGGACAAACGCGGAAGUAUCUUCCAGUUGGCUGGGAAACAGCAUUUGAGAAGAAAUAAAAGCAAAUGAUGCCCUUGCGCCAAGGAAUCAAAAUCCUUUUAAGAACUGGCCUUCCUUGACCAGGUAUAAAUUUGAUUCAAGUCGACAGGCUCAUGUUUUGUGAGAAAGAACCAAUGGCAUAGCUGCAGCUCUGGGUGAGCUCAAGCGAGACAGCCAGGCUUGCCACAAACAGCCAGAUCGCUGUGUCCAAGGAGCCCCGGCCCUCCUCAUCCUUGUCCAGGAGGCCAUGUUCUUCCUCUUAAGAUGCCUCAUGCUUGGCACAGGCUUCAUGAUCCACCUUUUCAGGAGACACCUCCAGGGCCAGCUGCGGGCCGUGUAGCAGUCUGCUUAUUGUAGCGUCUACAGCUUUUAUCUCCCAGUUACAUCACAGAGCUCCAGUAUCCCGUGUCCCUCCUUCAGCCCCGGUGACCUGACUGUUGUAAGAAAUCAAGUCUAAAACCAAAAAGAGCAGAGAUUGGCCACUCCAAGACAUUCAGUAGAGUCACCUGGACUUGGAAGAUCGAUUCCAAAGAGGAACAGCCCAGCUGUUCACCAGCACAAGGCUUAUCAUCACCCUCACCUCUCUUUUUUUAGUUUAUGUGUUUGGCAGGGGUCUUGCUACACAGCUCAGACUAGUAGUGAUCCUCCUGUUUUCA
Molecule: messenger RNA, 2122 nt
Organism: Octodon degus (degu)
Lineage: Eukaryota; Metazoa; Chordata; Mammalia; Rodentia; Octodontidae
Gene: Xxylt1
Product: xyloside xylosyltransferase 1
Exons: 4
Coding region: 79-1260 (393 amino acids)
Molecular function (GO): UDP-xylosyltransferase activity
Source: RefSeq, a predicted model, not a curated record